AUGCUCGACUUUGAGGAUGACGCGUCUAAGCGCGAAAAAUGCUACACCACCAUAGGCCAACUGCCUGCUUUCAUCGAUCCCAAGCAGCCACCCACGAAACGGUCCCCCUUCUCGGCCAUCCUUGGCCAUCCAUUUGUUCACACAGUUGAAGUCAUUCUGCCCAAGGACAUCCUGUCAUAUGUGCAACCCCAACUGCAGAAUUUGCGAUAUGCUAGAGUGUUCAUGUCGCUAUCUUCUUUGCUAGAGGGUGAAUUUUUCAAUACCUAUAUCAAGACCGGGAAUAUCCUCAUGAUAUCAGAGGGACGCUCAGGCUCAGACAGUGUCUUCACACUCAAAGAUGGCAUCUUGAAAUUGGAGUUGAGCAAAGAAAUCUUCGAAAGAACAGGGCUUACAGGUAAGCCUGUUCGCAGCGGAGGAAGAAAGCAUGCAAAAGAGAGGUUCAUCGUGGAAAUCAACCUUCGGCUUCCGUCCAUGCUUCACGGCAAGAAGGGCUUCGAGAGAAUCGUAUGGGCUUUCAAGAACGUCUUGAACCAAUCAGUAGCCUGGCUAUUCUUCGAUCUCACAACUAGCUCGGGUGGCGUUUCCGAAGAUGACCCCUCCCUCAAAGGAAACCAUCCCCAAAUCAUCAAUUACAAGCCUAUAAUUACCGAGCACUCCAAUAUCCUUGUCCCCCGUCUCCCUGGACUAGAAAUCACAGACGAGUCCCGCGAAGCAGCAGAACUAGAAGAUCACUGCAACGAGCUCUCCGAGUGGCUUGCAAUGGUAUCCCUCCAAUCGCCUCGCGUAUCCGUCUAUGACGAUGUCGAUCCCUAUCUAUGUCGUUACAGUGUACCCGAUUCGGAUAAUGCAAAGCCCACCAGUCUUUUGAGCUUGAAGUGGCAUGGACUUGUCCCGUCUCGUUGGAUUAUCGAAUUAUUGGUUGCGAUCUUGAAGGAAACUGCUCCCAAGUCUAUCGCCCCGUACGCUUGGUUCGCGCUUUCUGCGAGUGCGCUGGGAAGAGAAGCCGUGGAGGCACGCGAUGGGUACACGGUUAUGGUGCUUCCGACACAUGUGCCAAAGCAAGAUGUAUUUGGAGUGCAGGCAGAUAGUUCGUCUAAGGGCGAUGGUCGGCACUUUAUAUGUUGGGAGUACGUCGGUGCUUCGAUUCUUUGA
Molecule: messenger RNA, 1152 nt
Organism: Aspergillus costaricaensis CBS 115574
Lineage: Eukaryota; Fungi; Ascomycota; Eurotiomycetes; Eurotiales; Aspergillaceae
Product: ribonuclease P protein subunit p40
Exons: 7
Coding region: 1-1152 (383 amino acids)
Biological process (GO): tRNA 5'-leader removal; tRNA 3'-end processing; endonucleolytic cleavage in ITS1 to separate SSU-rRNA from 5.8S rRNA and LSU-rRNA from tricistronic rRNA transcript (SSU-rRNA, 5.8S rRNA, LSU-rRNA)
Cellular component (GO): ribonuclease MRP complex; multimeric ribonuclease P complex
Molecular function (GO): ribonuclease MRP activity; ribonuclease P activity
Source: RefSeq, a predicted model, not a curated record